UUGGAAUAUACUGACUAACUGAUAAAGAAAGAAGAAGCAGAGAGACACGAAAUGCGAAAGUGAAACAAGAUUGUGAUUAAAGAUUGAAAAAAGAAGAGAAAGUUUUUCAUUUUCCAUUUCUCUGUUAUUACAUUCAACCAAUAAUUAUGUUUCAAUACAUCAAUACAGUGACCUGUGUUAACGGUGGCGGUGUAAGUGGGCCAAUGACUGGCCAUCCAACUACUGUUCAUCAGCCAACUGUAACCCAAAAGGAUACAACAUUGACCAAAAUAUUUGUCGGUGGUUUACCAUAUCAUACAACCGAUAAAUCGUUGAAAAAGUUUUUUGAAUCUUUCGGUGACAUUGAGGAAGCCGUGGUAAUUACAGAUCGUCAAACUGGUAAAAGCCGUGGAUAUGGAUUUGUAACCAUGGCGGACCGUGAAGCUGCAGAGCGAGCCGUCAAAGAUGCUAAUCCAAUCAUUGACGGACGAAAGGCCAAUGUUAACCUUGCGUAUCUCGGAGCCAAACCGCGAAACAAUGGACAAAAUGGUUUGCAAUUUCCACUUCGCCCUGGUUAUCCACCAAUUCUUCCAACUGGACAAUUUGGCCUCCCAAGUCAUCAUUACGUUUAUCAUCCGACGGCAGCGUCACCUUACAUUACCACUGGACCUAGUAUAUUGUUACCUCAACCUCAACCUGCAGCACCAGCGCCAAUCACAACGACACACUUUUUUGAUUAUCCGCCAGUAGGUUUUCCGGGUCAGUUUGCCAAUGGAGCUGAGCCCAGUGCAGCCAACUUUGCUGGUCUCAGUCCUCAUCAUCACCAUCAUCAUCAUCAUGCACACCAUCCAGGAACUACAGCUGCCCUUGGCACUGCAGCAUUAGUUGCAGCAGCCGCAUCAACAGCAGCCAAUCCAGUUAAUCAACAAACCCUUAUCAAUGGAACACAUUUUUCUUUCCCUUUAGGGACUUAUCCACCUUGAAAUGAUUCCAAUGAUUCUCAAGUUAUACUUCACCAUCAAGCCAUAAUCAUUCAACUUCAACUCCCAUCUCUAACCAAACAGCAAACAUCGCCAUUAUCAUAGCCAUAAACAAACAACAGCCACAAAAAGAGAGUCCAACAAGUGCACAAUAUGGAAAGGGACGAAACAAAAUCGAAUCUUUGUCACAAAAAAUACAAAGCAACAGGUGUUAUAAUUAAUUUAAUGAAUUAACUAAUUUAUGGUAGGAUUUAGAUUGUUAGUUAUCCUUUCAUUGUCUCCUAUAAUGUAAUCUCAUAUGAAGUUGACUUUUUAUUAAAGCAAGAAGAAGCAGAAGAUUCAAUGAAAAUUGUAUGAUGAACCAAGAUGACUCAGUAUGAAUAAAAAGACUGACGAAAUAAAAGUUGAAUUGAUUUGUUUUCUGUUGAUUUCUGGACAAUAACAUUAUGCCAAUUAUUCAGUCUUCAAUUGUUAACAUUCAUGACAAUACGAAAUAAUAAACUGUAAUAAACUACUGAUUAUUAAAAAUUUAA
This is a messenger RNA of Tetranychus urticae (two-spotted spider mite), 1492 nucleotides long. RefSeq names its product RNA-binding protein 24. Lineage: Eukaryota; Metazoa; Arthropoda; Arachnida; Trombidiformes; Tetranychidae. Gene Ontology annotation, cellular component: cytosol; nucleus. The record is from RefSeq and is a predicted model, not a curated record. Gene Ontology annotation, molecular function: mRNA 3'-UTR binding.